Drosophila willistoni is the source of this 1505-nucleotide messenger RNA. It is a transcript of the gene Rad23, whose product is annotated as UV excision repair protein RAD23 homolog B. The transcript is spliced from 5 exons. Gene Ontology annotation, biological process: proteasome-mediated ubiquitin-dependent protein catabolic process; nucleotide-excision repair. Lineage: Eukaryota; Metazoa; Arthropoda; Insecta; Diptera; Drosophilidae. Gene Ontology annotation, molecular function: ubiquitin binding; polyubiquitin modification-dependent protein binding; proteasome binding. The record is from RefSeq and is a predicted model, not a curated record. Gene Ontology annotation, cellular component: nucleoplasm; cytosol. Bases 87 to 1349 code for a protein of 420 amino acids.
UGUUUUUUUCUUGCCGCCACAGAACAGAAUCGGCAACACUGCUGCGUCAUCCUGCUUCCUACAAAAAAAUUAAAUAGUUUAUAAAAAUGAUUAUCACCGUGAAAAAUCUGCAGCAGCAGACUUUUACUAUUGAUUUUGAUCCGGAGAAAACGGUACUCGAACUAAAAAAGAAGAUUUUUGAAGAGCGGGGCGCAGAGUACUUGCCCGAAAAGCAGAAAUUGAUUUACGCUGGCGUCAUUUUGGUAGAUGAUCGGAAAAUCAGCUCAUACAAAGUAGAUGAAAAAAAGUUCAUUGUUGUUAUGCUAACUCGAGAUGCGGCGCCAUCGUCGGCUUCAUCGACUACUGCUAGCACCAGUGAGAAAGUUGCUGAAAAACCCAGUGAGAAAAAAACAAAUCCGGAGCCGACACCAACAGCUCCAUCACCAGCAGCAGUGUCCGCGCCGGUGCCAGCAAGCGUAGCUUCUUCUGGUGCUUCAGGCACCACUUCCGACUCGCCAAACACCGAGACUACUGUUUCGCCUACGGCCCCCAGCACAGAUCAGACCAGGGCCGAGUCAAGUCUGCUUAUGGGCGAAGAAUACAAUCGCACUGUAUCAUCGAUGGUUGAAAUGGGAUACCCACGCGAACAGGUUGAACGCGCAAUGGCUGCCAGCUUUAACAAUCCUGAACGUGCCGUAGAAUAUUUGAUUAAUGGCAUACCUGCUGAAGAAGAUCAACUUUUCAACGAUACUGAUCCCACUUCACAAUCUAAUCCAAAUCCAAGAGUGGCAGACGCAUCCUCAAUUAACGCUCCUUCAGGACGGUCCACAGCUGAUCCUUUUGAGUUCCUGCGCAGCCAGCCGCAGUUCCUCCAAAUGCGUUCUCUGAUCUAUCAAAAUCCACAACUUCUGGAUGCAGUUCUGCAGCAGAUUGGCCAGACGAAUCCCGCAUUGCUGCAGCUCAUUUCAGAAAACCAGGACGCAUUUCUGAAUAUGCUGAAUCAGCCACUCGAAGGGGAGUCCUCGGCUCGCGGCACUGCCCGCUCUGAGGGCUUGGCUUCUGGCUUAUUGGAGGUCGCUGCCCAGCGAUCAGCUGCCGGCGCUCAAGAAACGACUUCCGCAGCACGCGCUUCUGUCCCCGGUUCUCCCUCAGCCACUGAAGGCGGCGCCUCUGAAAGAGAAACCGCUGAACAGCAGCAACUCGCCGAAGGCGUGGCCACCAUUCGUCUCAAUCCCCAAGACCAAGACGCAAUAGAAAGGCUUAAGGCCCUCGGAUUUCCAGAGGCCCUUGUACUGCAGGCUUAUUUUGCAUGUGAAAAGGACGAAGAGUUGGCUGCAAAUUUUCUACUUUCAUCCAGUUUCGAUGAUUAAGAUGAUUGGCCGACCUAGUGUGAAAUAUGUUACCCCUAUAUAUACCUACCUUCUAUAUAUAACGAACUCGUUACCGAAUAAAUUGAAAGGGUUUAUCGAGUAAAUAACCCAUAGAAAAAUGGGAAUUAAAUAAGACCGAUACCUUAAUUUACAAGA